AUGGACGGCUUGCUCAUCGAUUCCGAGCACAUCUAUACAGAAACAAUCAACGAGAUCGCCGCAGAACAUGGUCUCCCUCCAGUCCCUUGGGCCUUAAGAAUUAAAAUGCAGGGCCGCCCAGGUCCUGCUGCUGCUGCUGUGAUCUUACCAUGGCUUAUUUCCCAGCGCCAUGCUACAUCAGCUGACCAGCAAGACCUAGACCAAUUCCUCCUUCAGUUGACUACAGAGUUCCCUUACAUGGAAUCCCCUGAAUCUUUUUUUGCUGAAACUACUCGAAGACAACGUGCUAAAUGGCCAGGACGUACCCAGUUUUUACCUGGAGCAUUACCUCUGCUUGAACGUUUAAGUUCAAACGGAACCCCAAUAGCCCUUGCAACAUCUACCUCUAAACCCAACUUUAAACUUAAAACAGGCCACCUCCGAACCACCGAAUCUUCAAAACAAUUCGACCUUUUCCCCAAUCAUCUUGUCAUCACUGGUGAUGACCCUCGUAUCCCUCCAGGCCGCGGCAAACCCGCUCCGGAUAUUUGGCUUGUCGCCCUUGACUCUCUCAAUGCCGGUCGCCAGGACCCUAUUCGUCCAGAAGAGUGUCUUGUUUUUGAAGACGGACUCAUUGGUGUUACUGCAGCCAAAUCUGCUGGAAUGAACUUUGUGUGGGUCCCCCAGGACGAAGUUCGCAAGGCUCUUGGGUCCGAAACAAUAGAGGCACAACUGCUUCAUGAAGAAAACGCCCUUCUGAGUGGACAAGUCCUUGAAAGUUUAUCAGAUUUUGAUCCGGAAAAAUACAACCUUUAA
Messenger RNA from Magnusiomyces paraingens, 795 nucleotides. RefSeq lists its product as uncharacterized. Gene Ontology annotation, molecular function: phosphatase activity. The record is from RefSeq and is a predicted model, not a curated record. Lineage: Eukaryota; Fungi; Ascomycota; Dipodascomycetes; Dipodascales; Dipodascaceae. The coding region runs from base 1 to 795 and encodes 264 amino acids. The transcript has a single exon.